This is a messenger RNA of Eublepharis macularius, 4233 nucleotides long. RefSeq names its product KIAA1549 like. Lineage: Eukaryota; Metazoa; Chordata; Lepidosauria; Squamata; Eublepharidae. The record is from RefSeq and is a predicted model, not a curated record. The transcript is spliced from 22 exons. The coding region runs from base 1 to 4233 and encodes 1410 amino acids.
AUGGGUCUCAGCCAGGAGGCGGCGGGGACGGCUGCGGUCGCCCAGAGGUGUGAGCCCCCCGUGCGCCUGCGGGGACUUUUUGCAGCAGGCACUCGCCUUCGCCGCGGGCGCCUGCUAUGCCCUGAUCGAAGAAGAGCCGAGGCGGCGGCUGGCCGGGAGCCCCUCUCCAAAGCUGUCAUGCUUCUCGGGGUGCUUUUCGUGCUUUUCCGGGGUGUCCAGGCGGAGCAAGGUACCGAACAACAGGAGAUAAAUGUUACUCCUUCUUCAGAGUCCUUUACCAACUGGAGAGCUAUAUUAUCACCAACAUGGCCUUCGAGAGAACUUGAGUCUUCCUCAGUGGGUGACAUUUCAAUGAGGCAAGCUUUGGAGAAUGCAAAUCUGCUUCAGAUAAUAAAAAGUACACUGGCAGGGACACGGAUGAGAACUGUUGAUCAAACUAGAUUUUUGCCAAGUUUGUAUCAAGGCAGUGGUAACAGUGCCUCCCAGGAACCUUCUGAGUUAUCAGCUGAAUCAUCAAUGAGGUCUCAAGAUGCUGAUGAAAUGACUAUUGUAUCAGUGUUACCGUCUGUGUCUCCUGGUGUAAUACCAUCUGUAGCAACUUCAGAAGCAGCAUCAGUUACAGGAAAAUCAGCUCCAACAUCACCAAUGCUGACUUCAUCCUUGUUCUCACUGAGUUCUGAAAAUUCGCCAUCUGUGAUGGCAUUAAACACAUUAAUAUCAACACUAGUAAAAAAUAACACUGCCACAAAAAUGGCACCAACUUUAAGCCCAGUAAUGACACAUGCAGCCUUUCCGGUUGUAUCAAGAGGCAAGUCUACAACACCUGUGCACACCACUAGUUCAUUUCCAAUUACAAAAACUAGUACAGUUUCAGCUCCCACGACACAUGUACCAAGACAUACUGAAACAACAAUACUUGACACCAAGAAACCUACAAAUUCAGACAUCACUAAAACAACUGCAUACCCACUGACAAUUACAGCAGCUUUGACAUCUAUUACAGCAUCAGCGAAAACAACUAGACUUCUCCCUACACCUGCUGAAAAAUCAUCUGUUGCUGUUACUACACCAGCGUCAACUGCAACUUUUGCUAAUGUGACAACAGUUCUUCCUUUGGAAUGCCAGCUUUCCAGAAACCUUCUAGUUAAGACAGUUUUGCUUCUGAAUACAAGAAGGCUACUGCUGAGUGACUCCUUGAAACAGAAUGUCACAAAAGGUCUCACCCAGGCACUGCGACAAGCUUUCAACCAAAAUGUUAAUGCUCAAGUUGAAAUUUUGGAACAAUCAAACAACGUGACAGUUGGUUACUAUGUAACUCAAGAGAGACUGGUUUUUAUACCUGCUGUGGUUAUCGAAAUGCUAAUUGCUUAUGGAGUUAGUAAUGCCACUUCGGAUAUUAAACAACACAUGCCAAAUCUUCAUUCUGUUGCUGUAUUAGCCUUGCCAUGGGACACAAUACCAGCCUACCACUUUCAGCUAAAAACAGAGCUGCAGUUUGUGAGUCAGUCAGACAACAUACAGUCAUGCCGAUUUGUUCAGACCAUGGAACAAAGACUGCAGAAAGCAUUUCUGGAUGCUGAAAGAAAAGUCUUGAACACCAGCAACAAGUUAACUGUUCAGAUUUUGAACACAUCUAAUGUUUCUCAGGCUGUCACUCUGUUUUAUGUGGUGAGAAAUGAAACCACAGUCCUAAAUGGCACUGUAUCAAGCCAUCUGCUUAAUCAUCUUUCAGCAGAACUGGUGGGAUUCUAUCUUACUUACCCACCUCUGACUAUUGCUGAAGCUUUGGAAUACCCAAACCUUGAUAUUUCAGAAACAACUAGAGACUACUGGGUGGUUACAGUUAUACAGGGAGUUGAAAUCACUUUGCUGGGGCUGAAUAACCAGAGUUUUGCAAGACUAAUGGAGCGGCGUUUAGCCCCACUAUUCAUGAUGUCCCAUCAACAAGGAAGACGAUUUAAACGGGCCACUACUGUUGGCAGCUACACUGUGCAGAUGGUAAAAAUGCAGCGAAUUCCAGGUCCCAAGGAGCCUGCUGAAUUGACUUAUUAUACUUUAUACAAUGGGAAACCUUUGUUGGGCACAACAGCUGCCAAAAUUCUGACCACUGUUGAUUCACAAAGGAUGGCCUUGACAUUGGGAUAUGUUGUUCAAGUACAAGCUGAUCCUGUAGUGAAAAACCCACCCAACAAUCUGUGGAUUAUUGCAGCAGUGUUGGCUCCCAUUGCUGUGGUUACAGUAAUCAUCAUCAUCAUCACAGCUGUUCUCUGCAGGAAGAAUAAAAAUGACUUUAAGGCUGACACCAUGAUGAACCUACCACAGAGAGCCAAACCAGUUCAAGGUUUUGACUAUGCCAAACAACACUUAGGCCAACAGGGAGCUGAAGACGAGGUUUUACCUGUAACCCAGGAAACUGUUGUACUGCCGCUUCCUGUGAGAGAUGUUCCUGCAUCCCAGGAGAGGGAAAUUGUCCAGGAUGGGAACACAGCUAAAACUGCUAAGUCCAAUGACACAAGAAAGAGCAGGUCGCCUAGUGAGAACGGUUCUGUCAUCAGCAACGAAUCAGAAAAGCCCAGUUCAGGCAGAGGCUCUCCACAGAAAAUAAUGGUGCAGCAGAAAGUGACAAAAGAGGAGGGAAGGAAGAGAAAUGGUUUUAUAUCCUCAAAGAAAAUUGUGCCCAUAAGUGAUGAAGAAGAAGGAGGCAUGCUCUUUGACAGUGUUGCCAAGACUUCCCUUGAUCCCUUUGACACAUCCUCUGGAUCCGUGCAACUAAUUGCCAUAAAACCUGUAGCUUUGCCUCCUGUACAUCCAACAUCAGAUAGGAGUCAGGAAACUGCUAUUCUUAAUGGAGAGGUUAACAAAGCCCUGAAGCAGAAGUCUGAUAUAGAGCACUAUCGCAACAAAUUGCGCCUGAAAGCCAAGCGGAAAGGAUAUUAUGAUUUCCCCCAAGUUGAUAAUAAUAAGGGACUGGUAGAAAGGAAAAAAAAUUAUGAAAAAGCACAAAAUGAAAUAGAUCAUAUUUUGGAUCCUGAUACAGAUGGAUCUUCUCCAUUUGUAGAACCCAAAAACAGGCAGCAGAUGAAGAAUUCAAUUUAUCGAAGCAGACAGUCUUUAAACAGUCCCAGUCCAGGGGAAACAGAAAUGGAUCUUUUGGUUACCCGAGAGAGGCAAAGGCGUGGUAUCCGCAACAGUGGAUAUGAUACUGAACCAGAAAUGAUAGAAGAAACAAAUGUUGACUGUGUUAAUGAGCCUCGAAAUUAUACUAGAGCUCAUCAAGCAAAAGGCCAUUCAGAGACAUCAACUCUGAGUUCUCAACCAUCCAUUGAUGAAGUCAGACAACAGAUGCACAUGUUAUUGGAAGAAGCCUUUAGUCUGGCCUCAGCAGGCCAUGGAGGACAGAGCAGGCAACAAGAUGCUUACAAUUCUACGCAGCACUUGCCAUACUCUGAAGUUGUGACCAGUGCUCCUGGUACCAUAUCUAGACCCAGAGGGGGAAUACAGUGGGUACCUACAUAUAGACCAGAGGUGUAUCAGUACAGUUUGCCAAGACCUGCUUACAGGUUUUCUCCACUCCCUGAAAUGGUGAUGGGUUCUCCACCUCCUCCUGUGCCUCCUAGAACUGGACCUGUUGCUGUUACCUCUCUUAGGAGGUCGACAUCUGAUAUUGGCAGCAAGACAAGAAUUUCAGAGUCCAGUGGGACUGAACAGAUACAGCCGCAUGAUCAUGCCCCUUUUGUCCCAGUAUCAAGAGCCCCAGUAUCUGUGGCUCCAUUGGAUCAAUCAGCUUUGAAUUACUCAGGAAACACAGUUCCAGCAGUGUUUGCCAUUCCAGCAGCAAACCGACCUGCGUUCUCAGGCUAUUUCAUCCCAACUCCACCUACAGCUUACAGGAACCAGGCUUGGAUGUCCUAUGCUGGAGAAAAUGAAUUACCAGGGCAAUGGGCUGAUUCGGUCCCACUUCCAGGCUACAUAGAAGCUUAUUCACGGCCACGCUAUCAACACAACUCUCCUUCAAGGCUUCCUCGUCAAUACAGCCAGCCAUCAAAUAUGCAUCCUAGCCUAGAACAAGCCCCCCUGCCUUCCACUACUGCUUCUCAACAAAGCCUAUCAGAAAAUGACCCAUCUGAUAGCCCUCUCACCAACCUUUCUACAGCUGCUCUAGUGAAGGCAAUAAGAGAGGAAGUUGCUAAGUUAGCUAAGAAACAAACAGACAUGUUUGAGUUUCAGGUCUGA